GUUUAGAGUGACAUCAGUGUGAGUAAAUGAUGACAGAAUUUUCAUAUUUGGAUGAACUAUCCCUUAAUGUUUUUCUUUUGUUUUCAUUGACGAGAAGUCAAUAAGUAUUGAUUUGUCUUGAAUGAUACGUUUACUAUAUUGUUUUUAUGGUCCACUUUUUCAGCCGGUCUUUUUGUCUUCUUUCUCUGUCGGUCCAAAUUGUUUUGAGAUUGUGGGGUAGCAGCACCUCCUUUGGUGGGAAACAAAUCUUAAUCUGGCCCAUUUAGAUUAGCGGGAGACAUCAGAUGGCCCUGUUCAUGUAACUGAGACUGACUUAGUUAAUAAAUUUGUUUUCCUCCUUGCCGUCCAUGCAGUCAUAACCUGUUGCACCUGACCUCUGCAACUUAAUGCAGUUUGCAUCAAAUUUAAAUGCAUCUGACCUUGUGCUGCUUCUCACAAGAUUUUCCUGUCACGUCAUCUUAAGGAUCUUAAGUUACUACGACACAUUCAGGAUAUUCCAGGCGUGAGCGAGCUGUUGAAUUGUUGUAACAGCAUCCCCAGCUCAAGGUCGAGCUUAUCUCCUCAGCAAACUGCUGUAACAUGUUACUCUGUUGCUGAAGGGGCAGGACAUGGAGGGUAAGAUGUUCUCUGGCAGCUGAGCACUGCUUUAGGGGAGCUGGAAUCCUGUAUUAAUUAACCUUUGUGGUGGCGGCCCUGACAGUAGGAAGUCGGGAGUGUUUAUGAAAGCAAUUCUGACAGGGUUCAGACCCGUCGAGCGAGCAGCCAGCGGUGCUGUCAUGUUAUCUGAUGCCGUGACUCUGGAGGAGCGGUCUGGCAGGUGUGCCAUGUGUGUCCCUCUACACCUGCCAGCCCUGCCGAGCAACUACUGGCCUGAGCGUGAGGGGCUGCUGACAACCUUUUUUGAAUUGGUUCCUGUGUGGCGACAUCUGAGAUCAGAAGAGCAAACCGAUAUCACUGAGCCUUUUGUUUCCUCCCAGAAGAUCUCCCAAACAGCUUAUGGUUCAUUAUGACAGAGAAACUUAAUUCCUCUUACUGUUCUUAUAACAUAUUUUAAAGCAGUGUGGAUUUACUCAUAAAACGCACCGUAAUGCCAGCUGGGUUUUCGUGCUUGACAUUACAAAAAUGCCCACUGGUCAUGUAUGUAAAGCUCUUUGACUGAAAAGAAACAAAAUCAAAAGUACUGCUGGAGUUCUCUGCUCUAUUCACUUAUGGCACAGAUCUUAAGACAUUUUCAUUAGCUGUAAAAUAUCACAUCAGGGCAUCCUACUGUUGAACAUGACUCAUGGGGUGGAGUCUGUCCCUGAAACUCACCAGGAUUCUGCUGCUUUAACAUAUCUGGAAGGUUUGCUAAUGCAUCCGGUCACCACUGGACCUGCUGCCACUGCUACACGGAGAUCAGAACCGGUCCACAACAAUGAAGAGAAUGCCAACAGGGUGACUAGGGUGUUCCAGCUUCCUAACCAUGGCUCCCCCUCGCCAGACAAGGGUAGCCCACCUAGUGCUGCCUCACAGCACCUUAAAAAAGCCAGGCUGCUUCGCUCAGGAACAUGGAGUGAAGAUGACAGCCAGAAACGAACAGGCACUGUAGUGGAAGUGAAUGGACAGAGAAAGGAGCACUAUAAAGGAGGCCUGGAUGGCUCUGGCCAGGGGGAGAGCACCUUGCUGGCUUCUCUGCUGCAGUCUUUCAGCUCUCGGCUGCAGAGUGUCAACUUGUCACAGCACAUUUCUCAAAGCCACAAACCGCUCAACAGGGACAGCAGAGAAAGUGCUCCUGCUGAUAAGGAAACCUACCAGAGUUACAGCACCGCGUCAGGCCGCCUAAAAAGCCUCAUGAGGAAAAGCAAGCAACACAACCAUAACACUGUGCCUUAUUGUCGUCAGAGCAACCAGAACCGAAGCUCUGAUUCUCCUCAUUCUUCUCAAAGUUCUGCCCAGCCCACUAGCUCUGAAUCCAUGUCCUGUACAGAGCGACUCAAGGCUGUUGCCAAUAUGGUAUGGACUAGGUCCAGUCCGGCCCCUUCACCCAAGCCCAGUGUCGCCUGCAGUCAGCUGGCCUUAUUGCUGUCCAGUGAGGCUCAUCUUCAGCAGUACUCCAGAGAGCAGGCCAUAAAAGCACAAUUAACCAGCCGGUCAGCCAGCGAGAGGCUAGCUGCCAUGGCUACUCAACAAACGCAGGAUAAGAGGCCUCCCAGCACGGGGCAGCCAACAACUGCCCUAGACAUGCUAAGCUCCUUAAAUGUUCAAAACGGAACACUCCCCCCACCAGAGGUAAACUCCAGCAAAAAAAGCCCUUCCCUUUCCUCUCCCUCCAAGAGAACCCCCAAAGAAAGACGGCCCUUCGACAGACAUGGUCGAACACCUCAAAACUGCAGCAACCUGUUGCUUCUACUUUUGAACAAUCACAACUCCCAGCAGCAGCUCACCAGGAAUGGACACCUGGAGGAUGACAAUGGCAUCCUCCCGAGCCGGGCCUCCUCCCUGCAGUCUGACAGCGAGUACUCCAACCAGGAUAACAGCCUGACCAAAGACAGCAGUGAUGCUGAGAGCUUCUCCAGCUGUUCCCCCAUCGACCUCUCCAUGAAAAGCAGAGCGCCUAGCCAAAACUCAGAGGCCUGCUCUUCCUUAACCCCCUCUGUGGAUAAGCUCACAGAGUCUCACAUAAACAAAUGGAAGCUGGGAUCUUCUGUGCCGAAGGUCCUUGGGGCCACAGAUUUGGAUACCAGCCCGGACAUGAAAUCCCAUGAUAAGGUCACUCUAAUGCAGUUACUGCUGGACCGCAGAAAUAGCGAGAAGGUAAACAAAAGUUCAGAUCAUCCUAGUUUGCGGCCUGACGCAAUAAUCAGCAGCUUGACUGCAGGCCCGCUUAAACUGAUUGGCACACCUGAGGACAGCAGAACGUGGAGUCCUCUGGACCCCCAAACAGCUACCUACAGCUCGAUCUCCCCUUCAUACUCCUUCCCUUCACCCCAUGCCCAGUCCAGUCCCUUAGAUCUGUGUAAGUCUAAACCUCACUCAAGUGAAAAGAUGCUGGAGCCUCCUUUUAGUGCCAGCAAGCUACUACAGAAUCUGGCCCAGAGUGGUAUAAACAACUUGUCCCCUUCUCCCCCUCCUCUACACUCUCACAAGCCGACAAGCAGAAGGCAAAGCCCAGAACUUGAGCUUGACAAGCAGAAGGCCCUCUUGGAUCGACUUGUUGUUCCACACAAGCGGAACAGACACUCCAUGCUGGAUGGAGGUUCCCCACCUGCUCUCCCAGCUCACAAAUGUAAGCGAUCACCCUCUACAUCAACACCUAUAGAAAACCUUCUCGAGAAGCGCACUGUGCUGCAGCUUCUGCUGGGAACAGCUUCACAGAAGGAAAGAACCAGUGGGCAUAGAGUCUUGGAAGUAACCUCGGGGGGAUUGGAGAAACCUCAGAUGGGCUCUGUCAACUGUGACAGCUCAAAUAGACUUUCUCCAGGCCUUAAAAUCAAAACCGAGCCAGUAGAGGAAAAUCUUUCAUCCAAUAGCUCCGAUGAUGGGGUAUACCAUCAGAGACGAUCAUCACGACACUCACCCGCUGCUGAAGCACUGGAUACAAAAUCUGAACUAUGUCCUACAGAAACCGCUGCUAAAUCUAAACUUCUCAGCCAGCUUUUGAAACAGCAGACUGCUACCUAUCAUUCAAACCCACAUACCAGGCUCCUCAGGAACUCCAUUAAAGAGGAGCCAGUGCAUUUUCAGAGCCCUGUUCCUAAAAAAAGAAAACUCUGCAUUGAGCUAGCAGAGCACCUAAGUAAUAAACUCUGUCAAACAUCUCGAGAUAUCAUUAGUGACAAUCUGGUGUCUGGAACACCUGAGUUGAAUGGUAGAGGGCUGGUAAAACCAAAAGAAGAAGUGUUAAUAGGAAGUCCUAGGAGUAAAACCCCUCUCUCCAGAGAAAGCCAAGGCUUCAAUGUUCUUAAGCAACUCCUCCUGUCAGAAAACUGUCUGAAAGAGCUAUCCCAACCCAGAGGGACCCCAAGUCCCUUCAUCCCUCAGGCAAACUCUGCAGCAAAUGGAAGCUUAACCCAGUCUAGUUUCCCUCAGGAGUUGUCGAACUUACCGUGGUACCCCUGUUAUCUCAAUACAAAUCCAAAGACAGCACCUGCUUCUGUUGAUACCACUGGGGGGUCGCUAGUUUGGGAUGAGGGCUCUCCCAAAGCCAGUCCUAUACCUGUUAAAAAUGAACCUGAGGGAUUCCAUGGAGAAACUUUUAGCAGAGAGGAGAGAUCCAGUCCAGACUCACCCCCUUUAACCAGGUCUAAUCCGAUUCUUUACUACAUGCUUCAGAGGGGAAACGGUCAGCUCAGACCUGAGAUGCAGGAUCAGAUGGAGCCCGCCCACCAUGUCAUGGGUGCAAAAGUGGAGCCGCGUAUUGAUUAUGAGCACAGGAUAAACUCUCCAGUCCACAGACAGACUCACAGCUAGAGAAAACAGAGCCUGAACUGCUUCGUGGAAAAAUGGUAGAUAUGAACUGCCAAAGACAGAGAGAAGCUUAAGAAUUGUGUUUAUGGUCAUUUUUUUUUUUUUUCGUUUUGAAGCAGAAACUGAAUAAAUCUAACCAUGGAACAUGAUAAUUCAGUUUAAAACAUUUGGCUUUUCAAUUAUUUCAGUUGUACAUUUUGAUUUGUUAUUUUUAUUAAUGAUAUGAUUCUCCAUGACAUAAUUAUUUUGUAUGCACAUAUUGGAAUGUUGUUGUUUUUUUUUUUAUGAAUGUAUGCGGAGCUAACUUCUUUUUCCCAUACUAUGUAAAAUGUCCACCACAAAAAGCUUUUCCUUUUUCCACAACUGAAACAUUUAUGAAGAACAUCCCAUUACUGUAAGUGUAUUAUUGAUGUUACUGUUAAUUUCACACUAUAUUAAUCUACAGCCAAAUCAGAACCCCUUCCAUUUUAUUGAGGCAAAGAAAACUGUAUAGUCCAAGCACAACAUAGGAUUUGUGGCAUUGAAAUGUCCAGUUAUAAAGUAUAUUUUCUUACAGCGGAAUUUAAUGAAACAUCGGUAUAAUGUAUCGGGUAUCUUUCUUGGAAAGCUACCUGAGGUCAAGAGGGUUUUCACAUGCGAUCGUGAUUUACUGGAAUGUUCUAUAAUCGUAGCUUAGAUUUACAGUGCUUUAUUUUAUCAGGAAUGAAACUAUAGCUGUUAUGUGGUGAUAAUGGCAUGAACUUUAAAAAAAAACAGAACAAACCUGAGUGUCAUAUUUUUAUCCAAUUAAAUGUCUUUUUACAAUUUUGUAUAAUUUGUUUUGUAUCUUAUCUAAAUAUCCUGUAUGAAGCAUUCACAUAUUUACAGUGUCGACAAGAAGUUGAAUAUUGAAAGAGAUGAUACAGUUUGUCCACCAAAGCCAUGAUAGGUAAUUAUGAUAUUUCUGGAAUUUAAAUGUUUCAGGAUACUGUGAGAAUCAUAUGCUCUACUGUGAGAAGGGAUUGGAAUUCAGUCUGAAUCUUUUGUUUUUUCAUAUAAAGGCACAUCACUCUUCACAUCACUUAAUCACAUCAAGUCUUAAACAUUAUCCAACAAGAAAAUUGCAGAUUUUAUUCCAUAUUCUAUGUACGGUUCAUGUUUUGACAAUUAGAUACAUUUAUGUACAUAUUGCUUUCAAGAUGACUAUUUUGUAUUGUUCAAGAAAAAAAAAAUUGUUUUUAACGUCUUGCAUUGUACAUUAAAAAAAACUGUUAUAAUGUAAAUAUUGGUACUGGAUGAUGACACUUUUUUGCAUGUCUUGUGUUGUGCUAACGAUAAUCUUUGUUCACAUCUACUGCUCUAUCUGAGGCUCUUUGCUGCCUGUAGCAUGCACACGCAUGGGGAGUCCCUGUAUUAUGGGGAAAUGUCAAGUCUUAAAAUAGAUGUUUUUAUGUGGAGAGAUGGGUACUGAAACCAUAAUCUGUCUGCAAAUGCAGUCCAAGACUGUUCAAACCUGAGGAAAUACGUGCAUAUCUUUUCUGAAUGGUUUUGUUUGUUCUUGGUAAUAAAUAAAUAAAUAAAACACUAAAAACGACAUUGCUUUGAUUUUAAUUUAGAGUCACUCUGCAAUGUUGUAGCUCUGCAUUGUGAAAAAAAAAAUUUCAUAUACUCCUGUGAUGACUGGAGCCUUUCAGUUUUCUUUUGUUCUUUCUUUGGUGUUUAUUUGCACUGAUGGCGUAAUAAAAAAUUGAAAUGCACACAA
Molecule: messenger RNA, 6187 nt
Organism: Carassius auratus (goldfish)
Lineage: Eukaryota; Metazoa; Chordata; Actinopteri; Cypriniformes; Cyprinidae
Product: nuclear receptor-interacting protein 1-like
Exons: 2
Coding region: 1276-4449 (1057 amino acids)
Biological process (GO): regulation of transcription by RNA polymerase II
Cellular component (GO): nucleus
Molecular function (GO): signaling receptor binding; transcription coregulator activity
Source: RefSeq, a predicted model, not a curated record